Pocillopora damicornis (cauliflower coral) is the source of this 1625-nucleotide messenger RNA. Its product is annotated as melatonin receptor type 1B-B. Gene Ontology annotation, biological process: G protein-coupled receptor signaling pathway. Gene Ontology annotation, molecular function: G protein-coupled receptor activity. Lineage: Eukaryota; Metazoa; Cnidaria; Anthozoa; Scleractinia; Pocilloporidae. The record is from RefSeq and is a predicted model, not a curated record. Gene Ontology annotation, cellular component: membrane.
UGGGUUCAUUAUUCCGUAGCUUUCAGGAAGAAGAGUGGGCAGGCGUAAAUUUGUAAUCACCGUGAAACCACGAGGACGAUUCACUGCAGACGAGUUGUUAACAAGGUGUUAAAUCUCUCAAUAAUUCAUCGGAAUUGUAACAUUUAUUUGAAAUCGAAGAUUACAAACAUCUGCUGAUCACGAAAGUGGACAACCUUUAUACCUACUCAGUCUAAAAUGAAUGCAACACUGAACGCAAUUGAAAUAUUCGCCCGCCAGUUACAAGACCGUUCUCCUACAAGUCAAGCCACAGAGUCGUUGUUCAUGUUGUUGAUCAACUUUGUUUCCUUUGCUGGAAAUCUUCUGCUCGGAAUCGCUGUCAUCAGAAACCCAAAUCUUCGCAGCACUGUUCCCAACAUGUACAUCAUAACUCUGGCUGUCUCAGACUUCCUGAUGUCUUUGCUGGGAAUUCCGUUCUCAGUCGCUUCUCUAAUCGUUGGAAAAUGGCCGCUCAGCAACUUUUUCUGUCAGCUUCAAGGUUUCUGGAUUCUUCUUAUGUGUGCCGUUUCGUUAGAAACUUUAGCUGUCACUGCCGUCAACAGAUAUGUUCGUGUCACCCGAUCCCGCGCGCUAUAUCAAAAACUCUUCAGCCUAAAGAAAACGAAGAUAACAAUCGCGAUUUUGUGGAUCCUGGCAUUGUUUGCGCCCCUUCCAUACAUCGUUUCUGGUCACGAGUUUUUCUUUCACGCUGGUAAAGUUUUCUGCGCGCACGAUUUAGAAAGUUUGAAUCAAGGAUAUGGGGCUUAUUUGGUUCUUGUUUACGUGGCUAUUCCACUAAUGAUCAUCGUUAUUUGUUACACAAAAGUAUUUAUAGCGGUGCGCAAACAUAACCUUCAACGCAGGCAACGAAGGAGGCAAAUGGACCUGCGAUCCGACAGUGGGCUAUCUGUCGAAGAAGUGAACAUUACAAACAUUCUCCUUGUGGUUGUAAUAGGUUUUCUAGGCUGCUGGACUCCCGUAUUGGUGAUUGAUAUAAUCGAUUUUAUAAACGCGGAUUGGAAACUAAAACGGCAAGUGUAUGUGAGUUACACUUGUUUUGGAUUUUCCAGCUCUUCGUUAAACCCCAUCAUAUACGGUAUCAUGAAUCGUUCAAUUCGAGCGGAGUACUUCAGAAUUUUUAAAACCUUGAAGAAUUUUGUUUUUAGACAAAAGAAGUAAUCCAGUGGUAGAUAUAAAGAAGGUUUUGGAGAAGGUCUCCUCCUUCCCCUUUCGCCCUUUUUUUAUAAACCAAUACCUAAAAAUACAAGACCGAGGCGACAAGAUAUUUCUCAAACUUAUUUUGGAAAUAAGGAACUUCCUCUUCCUAGUGAUUCUUGCAAACAGAAGAUCAGAAAAGUAAAAUAAAACGUAAUUAUAUACAUUAUACUUUCGUUUAUUAAAUCAAGGAGGUGUAGCUUUUCUUCAUUUAGUCAUUUGUCGGCAUAGCACAGUUAAACAAACAGAAUAAAAAAUAAGCAUUAUCACAGAACUGAUUUAAGAUAUAAUCAGAGGCUUGUUUACUGAAUUAUUUUCUACCUAGGACAUGGAAAAAGGAAUAAAAACACAGCAAACUCUCUCUUGAAAUUAUUUCAACUCUGGCCUAGAAU